Dermacentor albipictus is the source of this 1655-nucleotide messenger RNA. Its product is annotated as probable phytanoyl-CoA dioxygenase. The record is from RefSeq and is a predicted model, not a curated record. Lineage: Eukaryota; Metazoa; Arthropoda; Arachnida; Ixodida; Ixodidae. Gene Ontology annotation, biological process: fatty acid alpha-oxidation. Gene Ontology annotation, molecular function: phytanoyl-CoA dioxygenase activity.
AGCUGCAUUGUAGUUCAUUAUUAGCGAGCAGCCGUGUAACGUUAUUGAGUGUAACAUUUCAUUGAUUAAAAACGGCCGUCUUUAAAGGCUCUACUUGCGAGUUCCGCGAGACUGGUAGGCAUCAUCAUCAGCUGUAUCGUCUGCUUUCCGUGCUUCCCUCCCGAUUAGCCUUCCCUACCCUAAUUUCAGCUGCUGCGUACUUUAUUUCCUCGAUGCUGUCAGUCCCUUUACCGCUGUUGGCUCGAACGUUCAGGGCCUGCUCACUGUUAAUCGCAUCUUUGAGCGUGUGUGUGCCAACGAGUUUCACAUCGUGCGGUCGAGUCGUCGUCUGUCAAGGCGCCACUGAUACUUUGUGACGUCGACUGCGGUUUGUUGUGAGCCGUCCUUCGUUACCUUGGUUCUGCCAUGUGGUUCGCCCUGGCGCGACCCAUUGCUCCGAGUCGAUCAGCGGUCACAUUUAAGCUUGGUGUCAUGGCCCAGGAACGCCUGAAAACCAUUGUUGGCCACCUCAAAGGUGGUGGCAUUAAUAAUGUCAUUAGCAUGUUUGAGGACAAGAACAUUCUGGAAGAAGUCAACAAGAAGAUUGCCGCAGCACAGUCAAAGGGAGGCUUUCGCUUCACCCUCGACAGCUGUCGACUGUCGGAUGAGCAGCGGCGCUUUUAUGAGGACAAUGGCUUCAUCAUUAUGCGCAAUUUGGUUUCUUCACAAGACCUUGAUGCCUACAAGAAGCGGUUCCAGGACAUUGCUGAUGGCCAUGUGAAGGUACCAGGCCUGGUGGUCAUGAAGGACAUCUCCAAGGUGGAUGCAGAUCACAGUGAGCAUGUUGUCAACAAGUUGCAAGAACUGUACAUGGACGAUGUGCUGUUCAGCUAUUGCACUAUGCCACAGAUCCUGGACUAUGCAAGCUCAUUCUGUGGGCCCAAUUUGACUGCAGUUCAUACAAUGCUCAUCAACAAGCCACCAGACACGGGGGCUCUGACAUCGCGUCACCCGCUGCACCAGGACCUGUACUACUUCCCGUUUCGGCCAGCAGACCGCAUCGUGUGUGCGUGGACGGCCUUGGAGAAAGUGACACGUGAGAACGGUUGUCUCGUGGCCAUCCCUGGAUCACAUCACGGAGAGCUGCUGGAGCACGGCUACCCGGAGUGGGAGGGUGGCGUGAACAAGAUGUACCACGGAGUCAAGGGCCUGGCAGACAGUGUGUUCGACAAGCGUGUCCACUUGGAGAUGGAAGCCGGUGACACUGUGUUCUUUCAUCCGGUUCUCAUCCAUGGGUCAGGCGCUAAUAGGACCAAGGGCUUUCGCAAGGCCAUCUCGUGUCACUACGCGGCCUCUGAGUGCGAGUACAUAGACGUGGAAGGCUCUGUCCAGGACCCCAUUGCCGAAGAAGUGCUCGAGAUCUUCCACAAACGCUUCCCACACAUUGCUGUGAAGAGCUAUGCGGAUGUGUGGAAGUUGAGGGCCCGCCAUGUUCGAGGCCAGCAGGGGAACCUAUAAGUUUCACAUGGUGCUGUGGUGGCGGUACAUAUAUAGCUCAAGGAGUCAAGAAGAACCACUUGGUCAUAACCAGAGAGCUUAACACCGGCAAUUUACAGCUCUAUUUUUGGACCUUCUUACCAUGUAAGAUAAAAUGGGGUUGAAUGGGAUUGUUUUCA